UUGGUGAAAUCGUUAACCUUGGAGUAUUGUAGGGGGAGUAAGGCCAGAGAAGACUGUAAUGUAUAAUGUAAAUCUGCCUUAAUUCCUUUCUCAGACUUAUCCUUAUCACUACAUCCAAUACCAUUCUUUACUAUAAUCAUAAAAAACAACAAUAAAACUAGGAGUGGUGUCACACACAGACCUAUAUAUAUAGGAUAUACAUUGAUUACAUUUUUGAAAAUCAAUGAAAAAAAUAUAAUCAGUAAUCUAUUCAUUGCAUUGCAACUGACAGAUUAGAAUAAGCCGUUCUGCUAAUUAGUAUGGACGUGACAAGAAGUAUCCAUAAUAAACAAACAGUCAGUGCCAGAUGGCCUUUCUAAAAUAAAUUCUAACCAUACAUAAUUCCACACAAGACAAGUUACUCUUAGCCUCAUGGGAGGCGAUUCUGGUUAUUGCAAUCAGUACCACAUUGAGAAAUGUCAGAGUCUUAAUUUAGGCUGGUAGUGUACAGAGGUGUGCUUCUCAGCCCCCACCCCCUGCUUGCCCCUAGAUGAGGUAGAUACGAGGGAGGUUCAGAACAGUUAGAGAGAGGAAGAGAAUCAGUUUUCAGGGACCUUGAGUAAGUUGAGACCUGACCUGUACAAAGCAUCAUGGGUGGAGCGGUUGUAGACACUGGUGACAGUGGGGUCAAGGCACCUGAUGGAGGAUGGGGUUGGGCUGUCCUCUUCGGCUGCUUCGUCAUUACAGGUUUCUCCUACGCCUUUCCCAAAGCAGUCAGCGUCUUCUUCAAAGAGCUUAUCCGGGAGUUUGGAGUGGGCUACAGUGACACGGCUUGGAUCUCCUCUAUACUUCUUGCAAUGCUUUAUGGCUCAGGGCCUAUAUGCAGCAUCCUGGUGAACCGUUUCGGGUGUCGCCCUGUGAUGAUGGUCGGGGGCCUUUUUGCCUCACUUGGUAUGAUUUUGGCAUCCUUUUCAACCAGCAUCAUCCACAUCUAUCUCAGCACAGGAGUCAUAACCGGUUUGGGUCUUGCUCUGAACUUUCAGCCAUCCCUCAUCAUGCUGAACAGAUAUUUCAGUGAGAAAAGGCCCUUGGCUAAUGGGUUGGCUGCAGCUGGAAGUCCCGUGGCUCUGUGCUGUUUGUCUCCUCUUGGUCAGGUUCUUCAAUAUAAGUAUGGUUGGCGUGGAGGCUUCCUAAUCCUUGGAGGGAUUCUACUGAACUGCUGUGCAUGUGGAGCCCUCAUGAGGCCCUUGAAAGCACCCAAAAAAACAAGCGAGGUGGACGAAAAGGAGAAGAAAUCCAAACCAAAGCCCAAGCUUCUUGACUUCACCGUCUUUAAAGAUUGUGGCUUUUUGAUUUACACGGUGGCUGCGGCCAUUAUGGUGUUAGGUCUUUUUGUGCCUCCUGUGUUUGUGGUAAGCUAUGCCAAGGAACUGGGCAAUGAGGACACCAAGUCUGCCUUGCUGCUCACCAUACUAGGGUUCAUCGAUAUCUUCGCCAGGCCAACAUGCGGUAUCAUCGCUGGGCUCAAGUGGGUUCGGCCACGAUGUGUUUACCUCUUCAGUUUCGCUAUGAUCUUCAAUGGCACCACUGAUCUUAUCGGCUCCAUGGCCAAAGACUAUCCAUCUCUCGUGGUGUUCUGCAUCUUCUUCGGUAUCUCCUAUGGCAUGGUUGGAGCUUUACAGUUUGAAGUGUUGAUGGCCAUUGUGGGGACAGAGAAGUUCUCCAGCGCCAUUGGCUUGGUGCUGUUGGUUGAAGCCAUUGCUGUGUUGGUGGGACCACCUGGAGCAGGUCGUAUUCUGGACGCCACAAAAAAUUACAUGUUCGUCUUCCUGCUGGCUGGGUGUGAGGUGGUCCUCGCGGCCCUUGUGCUCGCCAUUUGUAACAUGCUCUUCAUCAAAAGGAAGCCCCAACAGCCUGACCCUCCAGCCAAGAUGGAGAUGGCCAUUACCGAGACAGAGAUGGAGGAGCUCAACAAAGAGCCAAAGGACAACCAAGACAACGGAGGUGGUGACAACGGGAAGAAGCAAGCCAUCGAACAUGAAGCAAUGGCAAAAUCCGAUGAUAAAAAGGUUGAAGAACCUGAAAGCAUAGGGGUGGACUCGAUAGAGGUGGAGAACACUUCCAAAAAGAUGACUGAACCAAACGGUGUGGUUGUAGAACCUGAAUCCUCUCUGUGAAGAUAGUAGAACAAUAGAUUAUGACAGAGCUUCCCUUGUAGGACUCAUGGACGUGCGUUUGUUGUAGUGUAUGCUUUUUGUAUCGCGCUUCAAGUGUGGUUGCAGAGGACCGCUUUUAGACCUGCUCUGCAGUGCUAAUUAGGCCGACCACUGCCUUGUAUGUCAGCAAAUGUCAGGAUAUGUUCUCAAAAAGUUCUUGUUACUAAAACAGAAUUGAUUUAUACUGUAGCACCAGAUUUUUGGCCAGUAAAUGCUCCACAUCAGAGCAGGUCACCAGCACUAUACUGAAUAUUACCAGCUUGCUUCUUUGUGGCAUUCAGUGUUUGCUAAUGUGGAUUGUAAGUAUCUAUAGUCAUCUACUGUAUCAUUUUAAACUGGUUCUGGGAGAGCACCGGAUUGUAUUUAAGUCCUGUAUUUCAGACAAAUAGAAAUGUAUGACGUGCAAAUGAGGAUCCUAGUUAGUCUUUUUAAAUUGGACACAUUCUUGAGGAAUGUACAGAGUUCAGAGAUGCUUGUAUUUUUGUGAAACGUUUCAAAGUACAUAUUAUUGGAGGACAAAGCUCUGUUACAUAAUUUUUAUAGUGUGUUUGGGUUUAUGCUAUUUUGUUUAUUUUAACUUUCUUGUAUUGAUUCAGUAUUUAUAGUAAAGUGUUGAUGUCAGUUGGCAGCUCCACUUUAUAUUUAUUUGUAUUUUAUUCAUCUAAAUUUCAGUGUUUUCAGAUCAAUUGCAACAAUCAGGAGAGGACCACAGCUGAUACUUGUGAUGUUGCUUAUGUAACAUUUAUUUUUUUUAGUUCAGUCAACAUUGUUUUUGAAAACCAAAUAGUACAACAAGAUUUAUGAAAAUGGUGGUAUGGGUAAAACCCUUCUAAACUUUACCCAGUUUUGUUUUUCACCAGCACUGUGUGAGUAGGGACCCUCUUUUACUAAGUUCUAAAGACACAAGCUGUUUUUGGUUGUGCCUUAAGUCUUGUAGCCGUACAGAAUUUGUGAAUUAUUUUAGAAAUAAAUAUAUGCUUCCCUCUCCACUGGA
Molecule: messenger RNA, 3189 nt
Organism: Cyprinus carpio (common carp)
Lineage: Eukaryota; Metazoa; Chordata; Actinopteri; Cypriniformes; Cyprinidae
Product: monocarboxylate transporter 4-like
Exons: 5
Coding region: 630-2156 (508 amino acids)
Biological process (GO): transmembrane transport; monocarboxylic acid transport
Cellular component (GO): membrane
Molecular function (GO): monocarboxylic acid transmembrane transporter activity
Source: RefSeq, a predicted model, not a curated record